Messenger RNA from Triplophysa dalaica, 981 nucleotides. RefSeq names its product stromal cell-derived factor 2-like 1 (gene sdf2l1). The coding region runs from base 89 to 748 and encodes 219 amino acids. The record is from RefSeq and is a predicted model, not a curated record. Lineage: Eukaryota; Metazoa; Chordata; Actinopteri; Cypriniformes; Nemacheilidae. The transcript is spliced from 3 exons.
UUUCGGACUUGUCAUGUCGCGAUUGGCUAGAAAGCGUGUCAGCUUUUGAAUGAGACUCUCUGUAUCGCUCUUUCUGUUAUGUAGAUAGAUGCAAGCCGUGAUAAUGGGACAAUUAAGGGUUAUUUCUGUCCUAUUGGAUUUUAUUUUGUUAUCUGCGAUGUGCGCUGGUCGUGAUGUGGACUCGAGCUAUGUCACGUGUGGGUCUCUUGUUAAACUGAUGAACACCCGGCACAGCGUCAGACUUCAUUCGCAUGAUGUCAAAUAUGGCUCAGGUAGUGGCCAGCAGUCGGUAACUGGUGUAGAUUCAGCUGACGAUGCCAACAGCUACUGGCGUAUCCGAGAAAACCCCAAUGGCAUUUGCCAGCGUGGAGAGCCAAUUCGAUGUAAUCAGGCAAUACGAAUCACACAUUUGAAGACUGGCCGCAAUUUACACUCGCAUCACUUCAGCUCUCCACUGUCUAACAACCAGGAGGUCAGUGCGUUCGGGGAAAAUGGACAAGGUGAUGAUUUAGAUGUAUGGGCAGUACAGUGCAGCGGAAUAUUCUGGGAGCGAGACGAUGCUGUGCGAUUUAAACACGUCGGCACAGAGGUUUUCCUCAGCAUUACCGGAGAACAGUACGGUCAUCCAAUCAGAGGCCAGCGUGAGGUCCAUGGAAUGUCAUUGCCCAAUCACCAUAACUACUGGAAGGUAAUGGAGGGUGUUUUUAUUCAGCCCAGCAAUGAUCCAGUGCAGCAUGAUGAGCUCUGAUGAAGUCUCUACAUCAUCGUAGUCAGAGCUGAUGGAGACAGACGGCACUCUGCUCUGAACAACUGAGAACUUGACUCACACGCUGUGUAAUCUCCACUAUUAUUAAAUCCCUGGGUUUCUUCAAAAAUGUGCAUUUGCCGGUCAGACCGCUCUUAUAUUUGUUACUUUAACAUCUGUUUUUCAGUCAGUUGUCAACUAUAAAACUAUAAAAGCACAUUAAAGAUGUUGUUUUA